CGCUUGCCGCAAACUGUCGCACCACAUCUAAGCAGCAGUUGCGCCGAUUGCUGUCGGAGCGCCAACGGCAGCGCUCAUCACUGCCUGCAGAGAGCUGGAGCUGCCGCGACGAUGGCAGACUCGGCCAGCCUGCAGUCUCUGCUCAGUACAAAGGCCGCCCUCGACCUGGGCCUCAUCUCGCAGGCCGACUUUGACGCCGUGAAGAGCAGCUUUCUGCGGGCGCAGCAGAUCAAGUCGGCCGUCGAUGUGGGCCUCAUCAAGCAGGAGGACUACGAGAACACCAAGCAGAGCUUCCUGGGCUCCCUCCUAGGCCCCGCGACGGAGCCGGCGGCACCGGUGGCGGCUGCCGCCCCGCAGCCAGCAGCCCCUCGCGCCGCCCCUCCCCCGCCGGCCCCGCAGCAGCAGGCGGCGCAAGCGGCGCCACCAGCAGCGCCGGCGCCGCGGCCCGCGCCGGUGGCCUGGCAAAUCCCGCCGCCGGCGCCGCCGGCCGCCGCGGCGGCAGCGCAGCAGCACGCGCCAGCAGCGGCGGCGGCGGCAGCGGCUGCAGCACCCGUGCGCCAGGCGGCCUCCAACCCCGACGUGCCCAGCAACAUCCCAAAGAUGGGAGGCGCCAAGUCCAUGAGCGAAGGGACCUCGAUGAGCGGCAUCUCUGUGAGCGAGGAUGCUGUCAACCUCUUCUACCUCAUGCGCCUCAAGGCCACGUACAAGUGGGCCCUGUGGCAGGUGGACGAGUCCGACUCCGCAGUCAUCAUCGCUGCGGUGGGCGAGAAGGGCAGCACCUGGACAGACUUCCUGGCUGCGCUGCCCGACGCAGACUGCAGAUACGGAGUGUACGACUUCGACUUUGUCACCCCCGACGGCCAGAAGCUGCACAAGAUGAUCUUCCUCAACUGGGCCCCCGACAGCGCCAAGGUGAAGGCCAAGAUGAUGUACGCCUCCACCAAGGACUUCUUCAAGUCCCACCUGGACGGGCUGUCGCUGGAGUUCCAGGCAUCAGACCUGGACGAAGUCAGCGAGCAGGAGGUGGGCGACGCGGUGCGGGCGCUAAAGCGAGGCUGAGCAGUGGCGGGGUUGCAGCUUUCUGCGCCUGCCCAGCCGUCGCGGCAGAGCCUAUCGGCGGCUGCGGCGGGCAGCCGCGCUUGCCCUGGGCAGCCUGAGAAUUUAUUCGCACUGCGAUCUUUCCUCCUGUAUUAACCGUUAUGUGACC
Messenger RNA from Chlorella variabilis, 1207 nucleotides. RefSeq lists its product as hypothetical. The coding region runs from base 112 to 1059 and encodes 315 amino acids. Lineage: Eukaryota; Viridiplantae; Chlorophyta; Trebouxiophyceae; Chlorellales; Chlorellaceae. The transcript has 6 exons. Gene Ontology annotation, cellular component: actin cytoskeleton; cytoplasm. Gene Ontology annotation, biological process: actin filament depolymerization. Gene Ontology annotation, molecular function: actin filament binding. The record is from RefSeq and is a predicted model, not a curated record.